Molecule: messenger RNA, 1472 nt
Organism: Lycium barbarum (goji berry)
Lineage: Eukaryota; Viridiplantae; Streptophyta; Magnoliopsida; Solanales; Solanaceae
Product: NADPH-dependent aldo-keto reductase, chloroplastic-like
Exons: 7
Coding region: 215-1144 (309 amino acids)
Cellular component (GO): cytosol
Molecular function (GO): aldose reductase (NADPH) activity
Source: RefSeq, a predicted model, not a curated record
GUAUUUUUCUUGGAAACCUGACACGAUUCUCCCUCAUCCAAAAUUUUUAAGUUAUCGUGGCUUACUGUCACUCGGUUGACAGCAUGUGUUUGCUAUUACUUCACAUUUCACUUCCACUCUCUUUCUUCUCUAGUUUUUUUUUUCCUUUUUUGGAAUUGUCUCCUUCUCGUUGACUCCUAAGUCGUAAGCUUAAUUUUCUUUGAAGAGUGUGUCAAUGGCGGAAAGUAUACAAUACUUUGAAUUGAAUACUGGUGGUAAGAUUCCAUCACUGGGUUUAGGUACGUGGCAAUCUGAUCCUGGUGUUGUUGGCCAAGCUGUUGAGACUGCUAUCAAGGUUGGAUACCGUCAUAUUGAUUGUGCUCAAGUUUAUGGCAAUGAAAAGGAGAUUGGUGAAGUUCUGAAGAGGCUUUUCAAUGAUGGUGUUGUCAAGAGGGAAGAUCUCUUUAUUACAUCCAAGCUCUGGUGCACUGAUCAUGCACCUGAAGAUGUACCGGUGGCAUUUACCAAAACUCUAGAUGAUCUGCAACUCGACUACCUUGAUUUGUACCUCAUUCACUGGCCUAUCCGGAUGAAGAAUGCUGCCGAUCACUUUAAACCUGCAAAUCUAUUUCCAGCAGAUAUACCAAGCACAUGGCAAGCAAUGGAGAAACUUUAUGAUUCGAGGAAGGCUAGAGCUAUUGGGGUUAGCAAUUUCUCUACUAAAAAACUCGGAUAUCUUCUCGAAACAGCUCGUAUUCCUCCCGCUGUUAACCAAGUGGAGUGUCAUCCUACAUGUCAGCGGACAAAAUUAAAGGAAUUAUGCCAAUCCAGGGGAGUGCACCUCUCUGGCUAUUCACCGCUCGGUUCUCCUGGUUUAGUAUUCCUUAAGGGUGAUGAGGUUCUGAAGCAGCCUGUUGUUGUCUCAGUUGCUGAGAAAUUGGGAAAGACUCCGGCUCAGGUUUGUCUUCGUUGGGGUGUGCAGAUGGGUCAUAGUGUACUUCCUAAAAGCACACAUGAAUCAAGGAUCAAAGAGAAUUUUGAUAUUUUUGACUGGUCCAUACCUGAUGACUUGUUCACCGAGUUCUCUGAAAUUCAGCAGGCUAGCCUGUUUAGAGUCACUCCAUUUGCGAAAACUCUUGCAGAGAUAUUGGAUGGUGAGUUUUAGAGUUACAGAUAAAAUUUAGGAGAAUGGCCAAUGUGAAUCCAUUUCAUCUCUUAGAUGCAGGUCUCGUGUACACUACUGUUGGUUCAUUUUACGUUGGGGAAUCUAUAGUUGAUUAUAUUUUUCAUGUCCCUUCGAGGACAUCCGAUAAAAAAAAAAAAAAAAAAAUUCAUCCGAUAUGUUCUGUGAUCAUAUUUAGGGACCAAUUUCAACUUUAUAUUGUAGUAACAUACCAUGUUUGCACUUUGAGUAGCAAAAUGAAAAUAUCCUAUUGUUGUAUCACUACUUUUAUUUCUGUGGAAGAAAUUAGUUUUUGUGCAUUACAAGUAAA